AUAUAAAAAAAUUUGGACUGUGUCGCUUUUUUCAUUCUUUCCCAUUAGCAAAUAUCUUAUAUAAUCACACUACAAUCUCACUAAGCUAUACCAACAUAACAUCUGUUUCUUCCAACUUCUUUUUUUCUUCUGAUCCAAACCAAUCAAUCAUUCAUGACCAUUCUUACUUCACAAAUGUCACUUCUUUUGCUUCUACUUUUAUCUUUAACCACAUUUCACAGAAGUGUGUCUAGUAAUGAUCAAAAAUUGGUUCAAUGCAAUGAGAAAGAUGAAGAGACAUUGUUAAUCUUCAAAAAGGGAAUCAAUGAUAGUUAUGGUAAGAUAUCAACAUGGUCAACCGAAAUAGAUUGCUGUGCAUGGGAAGGAGUCCAUUGCGACAACAUUACUGGCAGAGUUACAGAACUUGAUCUCGGCAAUCAUGGUUUGACUGGUGAGAUUAACUUGUCUAUCCUACAACUUGAGUUUCUGAGUUACUUGGAUUUGAGUUUGAAUCAUUUUGAUGUGAUGAAUAUUCCAGCCACUCAACACAACAUCACACAUCCAUCUAACCUUAUCUACCUUGACUUAUCCACUGAUUCCAUCUAUGCUUCUCUUCACAUGAAUAAUCUUGAUUGGCUUUCUCCACUUUCUUCAUUGAAAUAUCUGAACCUUAGUUUUAUUGAUCUUCAUAAGGUAACCAAUUGGCUUCAAGCUGUUAAUACACUUCCUUCACUAUUAGAAUUACAACUGAGUGAUUGUAAACUGAACAACUUCAUCAUCAACCCAUCUAUUCAAUAUUCGAAUUUGUCUUCACUUUUAACCCUUGAUCUUUCUUACAACAACUUGACCUCUCAGAUACCAAAUUGGUUUUUUAAUCUCACCAGAGAUCUCGCUUAUCUUGACCUUUCAGGUAACCAUAUACAUGGUGAGAUACCUUCAAGCUUGCUAAACCUUCAAAAUCUGAGAUACCUUGAUCUCUCUUUUAACAAACUACAAGGUUCAAUUCCAGAUGAAAUAAGCCAACUACCAAAUAUUCAACACCUUGGUCUUUACCGUAACAUGUUAAGUGGUUCCAAUAUUCCUUCAACUUUAGAAAACCUCUCAUCCUUAAAUUACUUGUCCAUUGGUGGUAAUAAUUUCUCAGGUGAAAUUUCAGAAAAUACAUUUUCCAAACUCUCUAAUUUAGAUUCACUAGACUUGUCAAGUUCUAAUUUUGUAUUCCAAUUUGAUUUGGAUUGGGUUCCUCCUUUUCAACUCCAUGAACUUUAUUUGGGAAAUACAAAUCAAGGUCCAAACUUUCCAUCUUGGAUAUAUACACAGAAGUCACUGCAAUAUCUCGACUUAUCGAGUUCGGGAAUUUCAUUGGUAGAUAGAAACAAUUUUUCGAGCCUUAUAGAAAGAAUAUCUGAUUAUCUUGAUUUGUCAAACAAUUUCUUGACUGGGGACAUAUCAAACCUAACACUAAAGGGUGAUACUUUAUAUUUGUCAAACAAUAGUUUCACAGGAGGACUCCCAAACAUAUCACCGAAUGCCGGUGUUGUUGAUUUUUCUUACAACUCCUUCUCAGGAUCAAUUCCACAUAGUUGGAAUAACAUGAAAGAAUUAAUUAUCAUUAAUUUAUGGAGUAAUAAGCUAUCUGGUGAAGUUUUGUUACCCUUCUCUGAUUUGAAACAAUUGCAUAACUUGAACUUGGGGAAAAAUAAACUUUCUGGAACCAUACCAAUCAAUAUGUCCCAAAAAUUACAAGUGGUCAUAUUGAGAGAUAACCUAUUUGAAGGGACUAUUCCACCACAACUAUUCAAUCUCCCUGAUUUGUUUCAUUUGGACCUUGCACAAAACAAACUUUUGGGAUCUAUUCCUGAUUGUGCCUACAACUUGACUCAAAUGGUUGCUUCUAAUAAUGUGAAUUCAUUCUAUGCUGAUGUUACAUAUGAGUUGUUUACAAAAGGUCAAGACUAUAUGUACCGUAUUAACCCACGUAGGCGGACUAUUGACCUUUCAGCUAACAACUUGUCUGGAAACGUGCCACUGGAAUUAUUUCACCUUGUUCAAGUUCAAACGUUGAACUUAUCUCAGAAUAAUUUUAUUGGAACAAUAUCUAAGAUGAUUGGAGGCAUGAACAAUAUGGAGUCCCUUGAUCUCUCUAAUAAUAAGUUUUGUGGUGAAAUUCCUCAAAGCAUGUCUCUGUUAACCUUUUUGGAAUAUUUGAAUUUAUCAUGCAACAAUUUUGAUGGAAAAAUCCCAAUAGGAACUCAACUUCAAAGUUUUAAUGCAUCGAGCUACAUUGGGAAUCCUAAACUAUGCGGAGCUCCUCUUAAUAAUUGUACUAUAAAAGAAGAAAAUCCUAAAAAUGCAACUCCAUCUCCGGAGAAUGAAGAUGAUGACUCCAUACGAGAAUCAGUGUUUCUUGGCAUGGGAGUUGGAUUUGCAGCAGGUUUCUGGGGAAUUUGUGGUUCUUUGUUUCUUAUUAGGAAGUGGAGGCAUGCAUGCUAUCGGUUUGUUGAUGGAGUGGGUGGCAAGGUCUAUGUAACUUUGAUGGUAAAGUUAAAUAGCUUUCACAGAAAUUGAACUCCUGCUAGUUAAGGUGAUUAUGCAAGUGGCAGAUCAUGAAAUGUUAUGCAGAUUGCAGAGCUAUUGUGAUGUCAACAUUGAAGAGUUCUAUAAUAUGAGGAAUGAGAUCAUAUUCAUAUGUAACUGCUUACUACAGAAUUCAUUUUUUACUUGCUGUAAUGUUUUUGUUCAUUGAAUAAUUUUAUAUCAUAUAAGAUUGCUGUAGAAAAGAAAAACCAAUAUUUUGAAAUCAAAGAUAAACUAGAACUUGCUACAA
Trifolium pratense (red clover) is the source of this 2806-nucleotide messenger RNA. RefSeq names its product receptor-like protein EIX1. Gene Ontology annotation, molecular function: protein binding. The record is from RefSeq and is a predicted model, not a curated record. Bases 154 to 2547 code for a protein of 797 amino acids. The transcript is spliced from 2 exons. Lineage: Eukaryota; Viridiplantae; Streptophyta; Magnoliopsida; Fabales; Fabaceae.